GUCAAAAAUAUGUUUCGACCACUUACUUGAUGUCUGCAAAUUCAGUACAUUUUUGUUGAUAAUGACGAGUGGCUAGAAAAUAAGCUUCGAGCCUAUAUUAAGCUUCUGAUUAAUGAUUUUUUUGUAACAUGUAAUUUCCUUAAUUUGUUUAAAUAAAAUCUAAUAACUCCAUUGUUUUAGCUGUGAAUAGUAAUGUAAAGACAUGUUUGGCUAUAGCAAAGAAGCUGUUCGAGUGAAAGUCAAGAAAUGCGAAGGGAAACUCCAACCAGAAUUGAGGAAAUUUUCAGUGGAUCCACAAAUAACUUCCUUGGAAGUUUUACAGAGCAUUUUAGUGAAAGCAUUUGAUGUUAAGUCUGAUUUUACUCUCUCCUAUAGAACAGUAGAUGACUAUGGACAGGAAGUAUAUUUACCAUUACUAUCUGAUUGGGAUCUGGAUGCUGCUUUUCUCAAGGCUCAUAAUAUAGCUUUAACUCAAAGAUCAGAGCCAUGCGUACAGUUGAAAGUGGAUAUGAAACCCUUUGCCGAAGCAUCAGAAGACUGGGAACCACCAACUAUAUCAUCUGCACCUGUAACACAGAACUGCAAAGAACAACCUACAGUAUACCAAGCAACUCAAGUCGAAAAGCAGGAAUCACAAACUGGUUUUCAAGGCUUAAUUAUGAACCAGGUUGAGAAGACAUUUAACAUGGUUUCAAGAGCUCUCAAUUUAUAUGAUGACCCCAACACUCCGCCUCGCCCGCCCCUCAGUGAUAUAGAGUUCAGAGCUUUCUUAGAUGCAGUCGGACAAAUUAAUAACACAACUAAGCUUAGAGAAGUUAUAUACUGUGGAGGAAUAGAACCCAGCUUAAGGAAAGUUGUGUGGAAGCACAUUUUGAAUGUUUAUCCGGAUGGAAUGACUGGUAAAGAAAGGAUGGACUACAUUAAAAGAAAAGCUAAUGAGUAUUAUGCUCUACGAACUCAGUGGAAAGAUUGUAUUCAGAAGGGAAAGGUAGAUGCAGAUUUAGCAUAUGUUACAAGCAUGGUACGGAAAGAUGUACUCCGGACUGACAGACAUCAUAAUUUCUAUGCAGGGAGCGAUGACAACCAAAACAUUGCCUCACUUUUCAAUAUUCUGACGACGUAUGCCAUUUACCAUCCAACGGUUAGCUAUUGUCAAGGUAUGUCAGACUUAGCGUCUCCGCUUCUGGUAACGAUGGGUGACGAAGCUCACGCCUAUAUCUGUCUUUGUGCACUUAUGACAAGAUUGUAUCCAAACUUCCUACUAGAUGGCGAAGCGAUGACUCUUAAAUUCACUCAUUUGACCGAAUCUCUUCAAGUAUAUGAUCCAGAUUUUUACAAUUAUCUAAAAUCACAACAAGCGGACGACCUUCUUUUCUGCUACAGAUGGUUGCUAUUAGAAAUGAAACGGGAAUUCGCUUUUGAUGACGCUCUCAGAAUGUUAGAGGUGUUAUGGGCAUCUUUGCCGCAAAAAGCACCAGCUGUGGAGUUACCGUUGAAAGAAAAGGACUUCGACUCAACCGUUGAAAUAAAUAUUGAUCCGCCUCCUCUUAGCCCCUUAGUAAAGGCACCACGAGAGAACGCUUACACCAAAGUAUGCGCCAUUAGGCGUCAAAGCUCUAGUUUUAGUCUGGCGAAUGUCAAAGCGCCUAAACUUGUCACAACGAAACAGACAAACCACAGCCUAGACGAAAAUGCAGCGCGAAAAAUUUUAAACAAUUCGUCUCUUAAACACGCAAAAGAAUAUCAAAGCUUAGACGAUGCCGUACUUCAGUCACAAAAAAUACCUAAAGAUAGUAGUAAUGAUAAAAUUGAUGACAAAGAUGUGGAUGAGCAAACAGUCGGAAAAGAUAUUAACAAAAUCCCCAAGAAAAGAGAAAUGAAAAGUGUUCCUGAGCAUGUAAAAGAUUUAGAAACACAAGAUUCAUCGACAAUUGCUUGGGCAAGUACGGGAAACUUGUCAAAUGGUACAACACAUACGGAACUCAAGGAAAAGCCUUUAGGAAGUCAAAUACGAUUGUUGAGGGAUAAAAUAUCUGUACACAAUAACAGGUUCUUUUCUUCCCUGGACACACUUGACGAUUCUAAUUCAGAUAAUACAAAUAAACCAAAAGUUAAAAUGAUAAAAAACUUAAACGAAUUUCUCAAUUUUGCAACUGGGAGUAGACCAGUUAAACAAGAAAAGCUUCAAAGAACUCAUUCUGCAAUAGAACGUACGCGUACAAAAGAUAAUCCGAAAAUAACAUUAACUAAAACGUCAUAUGAAGAAAACGAUGCGACGUCACAAAGUUUAAAAACUCAGAUUAACAAAAUAAGCAAAAUGAGUUUUGAUACAAAUGAUGGUAGCAGUCCAGACGAUUCACAGGAAUAUUAUCCCAUGACGACUUCGAUGACGAGAGAACUAAGACUAGAACUCGAACAUCUGGAUCGACAAGUAUUCGGUCCCUCUUACGUUAACCGUUGUAGUAUGAUAUGCGACUCACCAUCAGAUUCCACGAGUGCUGAGGACAAACCAGCCGAACAUGCAACUGAAAUUAAAGUUAAUUGUGUUGUAACUGAUGCUCUUGAAGUUCAGACAGAAGUUGCAGAAUCAAUCGACUUUAUGAAAAAGUCGCCACUGUUGGAGACUAUUAGAUCAAAUGCGAGGAGUGCCGAAGAUAUAUAUUUGUGGGAAAAUCCUUUACACAGAAAUACUCCAACGACUCGAACCACAGCGAGCUAUCCUCAAACUCCCGACGAGCAAGCUGAACUCGAUUUUGACGGUGACACGGGGGAAAUAUUCGAAGAACAUUCCGGUAAAAAAUCAAUAACACCCAUAAGACUAUUAAGAAAAAAUCAUUCAUUGGAACCGCAAGACCUGUGUAAACAGAAUUCCAACGCGCAAUCAAGCGAAUCUGAUUCAUCUGAAAAAGAUCCUCCUGAAUCAGUAGAUACUAUCACAAUUAAAAAUAACCAACAAGAAGGAGUGAAUUUAAAAUCACAUAAUUUUUUCUCAAAUAUGUCACAUGAAUUGGAAAAUGCAAAGAAGAAUUGCGAGUCCCUGCUCAAUGUAAAGCAAUCGAAUCUGCAAAGUGUGGCGUCCACGAUAAACAACUUUCAGAAAAAAUAUGAAGUAUUUAAACCGCCUUCAAAUAAAAUUACCGGUGUACCUUCUACGGGGACAGAAAAUACAGUUAAAAAUAGUAUUAGCAGUCUUCCAUCGCCAUUAAUUUUUGGAGGUGGAAAUCCAUUCUUAAUGUAUUUAUGUCUUACGGUAUUGUUACAACACAGAGAUUAUAUUAUGAGAAAUCGCAUGGACUAUAACGAGCUAGCCAUGCAUUUCGAUAAAAUGGUACGUAAACACAAUGUGAACAGGGUAUUAAAUCAAGCGCGGCAAAUGUACGCUCUUUAUCUGAAACAACAAGCACACAAGACUGGUGAUGUUACUAUUUAAAAUUUUCCUUAGUGUUAAAAAAAGGAUCUCCAAUUAAUUCAUUUUAUUGCUCAUAAAUAAAAAUAAUUAGCUUAUUGUAAGUUAAAAAGGAAAUAAUUAUAAUGCAUUUAAUGAAGCGUAACCAAAUAUACAUGCAACAAAUGUGUGUAAUGACCCUUAUGAUAGUAAGAAAAGAGGCCUUAAUUUAAGUGUUUAAUUUGAAGAUAUUAAAAAGUGAGAAAUUUCAAAUAUAGGUAUUCUAGUAAUGCAUUUAAUUGACUGCGAAUUUAUAAGGUUUGAUGCCGAGGAUACUCUAAUAAAUCCAAUGGAUUAGUUAUUCAAUACAUUACAAGGGAAACAAUACAUUGCGCAAUACGUUUUUAAAUUUAGAGCGUAUCUUUGUUUCAAGAAACUUACGAUCAAAUUACUUUUAAUCGGUUUUCCAGUAGCUUAUUUAUUUGUCCUGGCAUAAGCGCAUUUAUCUGAGCAUACGAAUGCAACAACUUUGUUUUUAAAGUGUUCAUUUAAAAUUGAAUCGUGUCAAUAAAAGUAGAUUUUGUACACAAGUUAGUUCUAUACAAAGUCUUGUAAUAACCUAAACAGCGUUGUCAGAUGUUUUAUUUAAUGACAGCCAACUACAACAUUUUUUCCUUCCUCGGAAUAAAAAUUGAAGCAAUUAAUAAUGCCAAUAAUUCAGAAAAGAUGAAUAUAAUUAAUAUUUUGUAUGGUUAAACAUUUAACUUUUUUUGACAAUAGUGAUGAAUAAUUCCUAUGACAAAUAAAUCGUGGCGAAGGUAGGUAUUUUAUCUUUACUACAAAGUCCAUUCUUAAUAUAUAUAAGCCACUAUUCUUUGUAAACCACCUGUAACGAAAUUGAUGAAAUCCCUAAGUUUAAUAUUAUUUUAUUUUUUAGCGCUGUCUGAACUCAUAGAAUAAAUAUGAAAUAAGGGAAUUCUUAAAUGUACUUUUUAAAGGUUUGUUUUAUCAUUCCAAUUCCACCAUAAUUGGGCAGCAUUUGUCAAUUUUCUCAGUCAAUAUGUAUAUCUGGUAACGCUGUAGGUAAAUUGAAACGUCGGUUAAAUUUCGUUUUAGGAAAUACUACAAACCAACCAGUUCUAUAAAUGCAUACUUCUGCACGCCUUUGCCUUUAACGAGUAAUAUGUAGUAAAGAUUUUGUUUUUAAAAAAAAUAUCGCGCAAAUGUUUUCCCUUUAUUGUAAUUCCAAAGAUUCAUCAAGAUCAUUUAACUUUUUUUAUUUUUGUUUAAAUAUUUCUUAUAAUUUUUUUGUCAAUUGUAAAUUAUUUUAAAUGCAUUUUAUGCCCGAUGCGAUUGUUUUUAAUAUACGUAAAUGCACAAUGCUCCAAAUUUAAAUAGAUAUAAAGUUACUCUGUAAAUUGUAUAUUUAGUAUUAAAGAAAACUUUGAUUAUAUAUCUGAAUUAACCAUUCCAUUAAUUCUUAUUCAAAUUAAAAUAAUAAGAUAACAAUAUGGAUGCCUUUAUUAUAAUAUAAAAAAAACAUUCGACAUUAAUUGCUGUGCUUAAAUUAAUAAGUAUUACGAAAGCUUAUUUUGAAAAACUGUAAAUAAAUUAUUCAGAGCUAAA
Molecule: messenger RNA, 5011 nt
Organism: Vanessa tameamea
Lineage: Eukaryota; Metazoa; Arthropoda; Insecta; Lepidoptera; Nymphalidae
Product: ecotropic viral integration site 5 protein homolog
Exons: 7
Coding region: 203-3430 (1075 amino acids)
Biological process (GO): regulation of autophagosome maturation; activation of GTPase activity
Cellular component (GO): autophagosome
Molecular function (GO): GTPase activator activity
Source: RefSeq, a predicted model, not a curated record